Molecule: messenger RNA, 1504 nt
Organism: Arabidopsis lyrata subsp. lyrata
Lineage: Eukaryota; Viridiplantae; Streptophyta; Magnoliopsida; Brassicales; Brassicaceae
Exons: 7
Coding region: 902-1300 (132 amino acids)
Source: RefSeq, a predicted model, not a curated record
AACCGCUCCAUACUUUCAAAUUGAAAGUUUCAAUUCCACGCUGACAAAAUUCAAUUCAAGCAAAUUACCGUCGCCGCCUUCUCGAAUUCGUUCUACCGCCGGUUACUUGUCGCCGCCGGUUACUAUUUGAUGUAGGAAAUGAGCAUCAAAUGAGAAGGCUACGUGGAGGACAAAGAUUGGUCGAAGCGGGUGAGACACGUGGCAGAAUAACAUUGGUCGGAGCUGGAGAAAGUUGUUAUGAAGACUCUUUAAAACGCAGUCUCUGGACUGGCAAAAAAAAAAAAAACGCAGUCUCUGCUUCUUUUCAUUAUUAUGCAAAAUCUGAGAUUGUAAUCUUCUUCUUCAUUUAAUUCUCUGUUGUUCCUGAGAAUUCUAUGUAAUUCUCAAGCUCUUCCUCAUCGUUUUGCUGGAUCUCUCUUUGAGACUCUUGCAGAUGAGAAGUGGUGUUGCGUUACUUGCGAACGUUGUAUCCAUUUAUCCUUCUUUGUUUAUUUGAAAUCCAUUUGAUCUUCCUCACCCGAUUUACGUUAUCACUAUUACUCGUUUAUUCGUCGUCUUUCGAUAGCUUAAUCGUUCCUGUUUACUUUCCCAGAAUUUUCUCGAAUUGAUUUUGAUGGUGUUGCUCGGAAGAACUAAGUUAUGAUGAAACUCUUUGAAUGAAACUCAAGCAUUUGUGGAAAAGAACUUUGCUACUACAGUCUUUGAAGAUUUUUAGGAAGCAACAUGAUUCUUUAAAGAUGAAUCUAUGGCUAUAAUUCAAGCUGAACUUGGAUGCCUACAAGGUGUUCGACAGAAUGCUGAUAUAGGAAGCAACCUCACGUCUGGUUACAAACUGCGCAUAAACUGAUUGUUGGAAGCAAUAUCAAGUACACACAUCCAUGUUCACAAGUGCUACAGUUUGAUGGAUGAAGAAGCAGAAACGAAAAACCAUUUGCAGGUGUUGAUGUUAUUUUCUCAGGAGAAACUUGCGCUGACGCUUGGAUUGAAAAGGAGGCAAGGAAAAGAUCUCUUGACCCCAAAGGUGGUUGCAUUGAGAGAAGAUGGAUGCCCCAAGGUUUGGGUUGUAACAUCUGAUGUCUGUCAACAACAAGCAGCGCAUGGAGCGGGAGCUUAUAUUUGGAGUAGCAAGGCACUGGUUUCUGAGAUCAAAUCAAUGCAUAAGGAGGUUGAGAGAAUGAUGCAAGAAACAAGGUCAACAUCUUUCCAAGGGAGAUUGCUGAAACACAAUCUUGAUUCUGAAGUCGUGGAUGCUCUUAAAGAUCUAAGAGACAAAUUAUCAGAAAACGAGACAAAGAGAUGACAACAAGGACCAAGUAACUUCUGUCCUAAGUAAGCUAAUGUGACUUAUAAAAAACAGAGGCUGCAGAGGAAACUAGAGAGAUAGAGAGAGAGAGCUCAAAGGCUUUGUUAAUGUUGUAUUUGUGUCUGAAUUCUUUUUGACUAAUCUAUAGAUUCGUUUUCUUUGGUCCAAACAUUUGAUUAUGAGAUGUUCCGAAUUUUAUUC